GUUAGGAUCAACAAGAAUAACAUGAUUACUUGUUCUGGCUCUACCACUGCCUUGUAUGAACACUAUCAACAGCUGAUUUUUGAAUCGGUAUAAACAAAGACGUUUACUGGCUACAACCACAACCCUUUACACAUUAUGUUAAAAAUGAUUUUACUGAUUACGAAAUCUAAGAUACCUAUCCCGCAUGCGGGUACGUGCAAUAAGUACGAGUAGUAUUUUUAUCAAAGCUCAGAUUGUGCUGCGUUUGGGGCGGUGACAUUUGUUCAGCUGCUUCAUAUUGAGUCACUUACGUUACAUAAUCGGAAUGCCACCAGUUUUCAAAUCUCUGGUUCGGUUAGAAUUCACUCAACUUGCGGCGCUACAAAAAUUGAGGCCCUUGAAGGACUCGGCCGAAUGGACACUAGUCAUCAGAUGUUUUUCGACUGCCGACAAAGUUCUUGCCACAAGCGAAAGCAUCGUGCUCGCCCCCGACUCUUCUGCUGGCGCAAAAGUAUUGUUAAGUGUCCCACUGGAGUUUUCGACCUGGGGUGACCUGGACAAUAUUGUGCACUCUCCCAUAGCCAUUAAUUUUAAUGAAAUCGAAUUCAUAAAAGAUAAGAAAAAGCCAGUACCCGAUGAGAAAUCUGAUCUUCUGGGACAAGUCUUGCUCGAUCUGUUGCCUUUAGUAUUAGGAAGAACGGAAAUAGCUCCGACAUUGCCCGUUUUCGUUCCUAAAAGAGACGGUGCCGACAAUCAGUCAGGCGCAAGCGCAGCGCUGGGCGAUGAGGUUACCAUAAGUGUUCUUGCCAAGUUAGAAAAACCUCUUGUUCCUGACGAAUACCAGAAGUCGUUUAACAUCGUACAAAUUUUUAUAGAUGGAUGUUACGGUAUGCCCCCUGCUUGGACAGGGAAUGCGAGCGCGAGCAGUUCUUUUACCAUAGCUGGCGCUAUGUGCACAUCUAGCACCCAUAUGCGUGUUCUGGCGGUUACCAAUAAAUCACUCCAAGAAAGCGUGGAUUCCACCGCGAUUAGAUGGCCUUCGCAGAGCUGCUUUGUAACAGAGAGUGUUUACAAGGGACUGCAUACCUUCGAAUCUCAGUGUGCCUUAUCGGAUACCGAUUUCCAACGAAGAGGCCCGCUUCUACCAUCCAGCGUACUGUUUCGUUGUGUUUUGCCCUUCGACGCGGAAGACUGUUUCAAAGCCAGGUUAAUGGCCACCAAAACGUGGCCUUUGGAGAUUGUGAAUGUGACAUAUCCGGAGAAACAUCUCGGAGUCAAGCCAAAGAAAGCGGCUGACAUACUACCCAGUGCACCGGAAGAGCCAGUGUUGACUAAACAUGGCGCUGCAUACGUUGACCUGGAACCACUAUUGCGCCCUGGAAUGUGUGAAGUGUCCGGCUCUUAUGCAUUUCGUCCCUUCAGUCUGGCAGAAUUCUCUGCAAAAACAGGAACCAAAAGCGCCGUGUACGAAUUGUACCCUGGAGGGAACAAUGUAAACACUGACAGCGAAAAGAAAACCGUUACAGCGAGUUCGAAAAAAGUGGGGGAGCAUCAUUCGACACUUACUUUAAGAAAAUCGAUGGCUCCUUCUGCCACCCCUUCUCAAGAAAUUGUUCCCCAGCUUAAUCCACGAUCACAAAAUGAUGCCGAUUUGUACCUUACCCACAAUUCAUUUGUUCGGGUAAAGGUAGCAUUAUUGAAGCCGUUUGUGCCUAAAACAGUACGAACUUUUUCCGUGGAAGAUCGAUCGCUGUAUUUGCAUUCACUACCCCGUCGAUCUGGUUCUGAAUGGCCCAACGAUAACGGCAUAGCGGCUACUAAAGCGCUACAGGAGGAUGUUAAAAACAUCAAGGAUUAUCUGGCAGCUCUGUAUCAACAACAUCCAACAGAAAACUGGAGUGAGUAUUAUCGGGCUGCUUUGCAAACAACCGAUAAAUCUGAACCGAUGGUUUUGCUCCAUCGAACGCUUUACGACCACAUUCUCCGUUUUGUGCGAGAUCGGUUUUAUCGAAUUAAGCCAUUUAAAGACCGUUCGGAAUAUGAGCGUUAUGUUCGUACAGUUUAUGCAAGUUUGGCACGUGAAGUCAGCGAUGCCCUGAAAGGUCAGUCAAUGCAACGUACCGAAAUUUCGCAAACAAAAUCAUCGCCAGAAGCGCGAGCAAAUCUCCGGACAGACACGGAUUUGAAAGUCCUAUCAAUGCAAGAAGAUUUGGACGGAAAUUUUAGUAAAGCCGAGCAUUUCCUUGGACUUAGAGUGAUAAGUAAAGGGGGCAGUGCUUCAGCCUGGAAGGACAUCGGGAUGUUUCAGCUACGCUUUAGAAAAUUAGACCAAGCCGUACAGUCGUUUUCGCGGUGGUUGUCAAAAGAAGAACUUAAUCCGGAUGCAUUGUUGGUUUUGGGAUAUGCAUUUUGCGAACUUGGAAAACUAAAUUGGGCGCAGACCAUAUUUGAAUGCGUCGCAUCUCUUUGUCCGAAGAAUCCGCUACCUGCAACCAUUCUUGGAUUGUUCUAUGAGCAUCUGGCAAGUGACCAUUCUUCAGAGGUGUACACGUUUCUAAUGGAAAAAUCAUACCAUGAAGGUCGUAUUGCGCUUGGUCUACAUGGUGCUGUGUUGGAAGCUGCCGAUAAUUCUUUACGGCAACGAAGAAUAUCUGUCGGGUGCGAACUGGAAACAAUGCCAAAAGGUGACGCGGCUGUAGCGGAAUGCCGGCGUUUAUUGGUGAACCUCAUUGAUUCACGUGAAUCAGCCCUGGAAUACACUAAUAGAGAAAGUGAGCCCCAUGAAAAAACUGAAACUGAAAGUCUCUUCUCACCAGUGACCGGCUGUCAGACUUACCAGGAAGACAUGAGAUCCCUGAUAAACAGCACGAACAUGCAAUUUGCUACCAAUAUCUUCUGGUACUGUUUACCUUACUUGAGCAGAAAUGGCUUACUGCGGUUUCUACAAAUGUCUGUUGCGAAAUUAGCUGGCUUAUGCCCCAUGAACGAGACAUUAUUCUGGACAUGCAGUAUACAGAGUUUCUUGGCUCACCGGAAGUACGAUCAUGCCGAAAUCCUUUUAACCGAACUUGAUCGUCUCGGAGAAAGUAGCGCCCGGUUUUAUGCUUACUGUGGACAUCUGAACUAUCUGCAAGGACGAAGUAGUAGUGCGGUACUGGCCUACGAGAAAGCGCUUAAGCAACACGAUUGCCUUAAGAAAUGGGAGCUGUUUCCGUUGUAUUAUCGCUCCGGUACCCUGUUCGAACAAAUGGAGAUUUACUUUGAAGCAAAGAAAGCGUUUCAUGAGGCCGCUAAAAUUUACGGGACAUGUCGAACGUGGAUCGGAUGUGGCACUGCAAGCUACAAGCUCAACGAUUUGGUACAUGCUGAAUACGCUUUCCGACAAGCUUUAGCUGUGGACAACGGGAACCCCUUGUCAAAAAAAUAUUUGUCUGACAUUCGCCAACGGAGCAGACAAACUAUGAUGAAGUAGAAGGCCUGAAACCCGGCCGUGCUAUGGUGAUCAGCACGAUUCCGAAGAAAUCGAAACUCACAUUGCCUGUAAAUCUGCUUUGUGGCAUCCGAAUUUCAAAAUGGCUAUGUCUAGCUUUCAGGAACCUGGAGGCGCUUAUUAAGGAGAAAAAAUUACGGAGAAAUUCACGCAUUUAGACUUCAUGUAUUUUUUGUAAUUCAUUUUAUGUAUUUAGAAUGAGAUCAGUGCAGUCGAGCUUUGCCCAUGUGUUUAACCAGAAGGUCAUGCUGAGUGAAAUAUGUCAAAAAUCCGACCAAAUUUCUUUAGUUCGCGCAUAAUUGUUGUUAGUCGAGACUGCUUAAGUAAACCAUAGAACGCUUUAAUAUUUUUAACGAAGAUAACCAACUGUUCCUCUUGCUGUAAAUGUGGCAGUCAUGAAUGAACACCAAUCCUGGUACCCUUUUAACUAAAAGAUAUCUAUGUUAAUAACAAAACAUUGGCAAAUUAUAUUGUAAAAGCCUGUUUUUUCGGCAUAACAGUCACUGUCAGACGCGUUUCCUGAAAGUCACAGGUACAACUUUAGGGCUUAUCCAAAGUACGGCCAUCUUCCAUAUCCUCCGUAAUUGUAACCAACUCCCAUGCAACAUUCGGCCAUGAAAGUAGUGCACAUGCAUCCUCCGUACACGCGUUUAGCGCGUUCUAAUUGUUGAAGCGCGUUUGGGGUUU
Paramacrobiotus metropolitanus is the source of this 4156-nucleotide messenger RNA. Its product is annotated as cilia- and flagella-associated protein 70-like. Gene Ontology annotation, cellular component: extracellular exosome; motile cilium. Gene Ontology annotation, biological process: cilium movement; cilium assembly. NCBI's taxonomy places the organism in Eukaryota, Metazoa, Tardigrada, Eutardigrada, Parachela, Macrobiotidae. The record is from RefSeq and is a predicted model, not a curated record. The coding region runs from base 305 to 3451 and encodes 1048 amino acids. Gene Ontology annotation, molecular function: protein binding. The transcript is spliced from 2 exons.